This is a messenger RNA of Cotesia glomerata, 1918 nucleotides long. RefSeq names its product brain protein I3. NCBI's taxonomy places the organism in Eukaryota, Metazoa, Arthropoda, Insecta, Hymenoptera, Braconidae. The transcript has 3 exons. The record is from RefSeq and is a predicted model, not a curated record. Bases 147 to 497 code for a protein of 116 amino acids.
AAAAAAAUUAAUUGAACUCUAUAGUAAUUAAAUAACUGAUAUCUCAGCUGAGAUAACAAGUAUGGCUAAUUGAGCAUAUAAUAAUAUACAAAAUAUUUCUUGACAGUGACGUCUGAUAAUUCAACAAUUUUAUUUUACAACUAUUUAUGAUGGAAAAUCAACCUUUGUAUUCUAAAGAUGAUAAACCACCGCCUUAUUCGACUGCUACAGCACCUUCAGUCGGAUCUUCUUCAUGGCAACCACCACCUGGUUAUUAUCCAAGUGACGGAACAACUUAUCAAAAUUCAUCGAUUCCAUCGUAUGGAUCUACAACAACUGUUAUUGUACCAGAAAUAAUUCUUGUUGGAGCUUGCCCAGCUUGCCGUGUUGGGAUUUUAGAAGAUGAUUAUACGUGCUUAGGAUUAUUCUGUGCAAUUUUCUUCUUUCCAAUUGGGAUUCUUUGCUGUCUACUUUUAAAAAAUAAAAAAUGCUCAAAUUGCGGAGCGUAUUUUGGAUAACUUAAUAAUAUCAGCUAUCUCAAAACGAUGAUUCCACUUAAUUAUUAUUUUUUAUCUUAGGUAAUUUAAAAAAAAAUAAUGUACCUAAUUUUUCAUAGAAAUUUUUAAUUGCAAUAUUUUUUUUUUUCAUCAGUUUGCAUACGGUCAAAAAAUUAAAUCGUGUUAAUAAUUAUUUUAUAGUGAUAUUAGAAUAACUGCAAGAGUUAUUUAAAGUUGAAAUAUUCAAACUUGUUGGUUUUUUUCUGUUAUAAAAUUAUUUAUAAGUGUUAUUUCAAGAGAAAAAUAAUCAAAACGUAAUUGUAUUUUCCAAUUAAGUAUUUAUAGUUCAUUGUGAUCAGAAAUACUAAGAUAUAUAAAUAAUUUUUUUUUUAUAUAUACAGAGAAUAUAAAUUUGAAAAUUUCAUACUAAUUAUUAAAUGUUUUUAAGCCUUGUAAAGUAUCUACGUAAAGUUAACAUACAUAAUAAAUAAUAUUUUAUUAAAAAUGUGAAAAAAUUGAGUCGAAUUUUAUACUCUUACAACUCGCUUUCUGUUAAACUACGCUUUGUAAUAUUUUUAUUAGCUUUAUAUUAAGUAAUAAUUCUGUUAAAUAGGCAAUAUUGACCUUGAGAUAUUAUCGACAAUUUAAAAACUUUUGUUCUUUAAUAAGGAUUAAUCAGUAAAAUUAUAAGGCAUUGUUACUUAAAUUUAAUUUGGAAAAUUUACGCACUAGUUUAAGUAUGCUCAAACAGAUAAUUUAUUUAUUUUUUUCAUCAAGUGUUGAAAUAGAAUUUAUUAUUUAGUGGUUUUUCGUGAACGAUGUCUAAAAACCUCUCUAUGAUUUAUGAAUUAGGUAUUUUUCAUGAGAAUUAUAAAAAUUAAAAAAUCCUGUUCCCGUUAAUAUAUAAAAUUCCCGUUAAUAAAACAGUAUUAGAUAAUUACUAAUAAAUUUUUAAUUAUUUCCAAACAUUUAUUUUUAUUCCAAAUAACUCGACUAUACGAAAGCCAGAUAAUUAUUUUUGUCAUAAUAUUAGAAGAGAAAAAAUCGGAUGAUAAAAAAAAUUAUAAAAUAAGUUCAAUUGCUGAGAAAAAUAUGAUAUUUAUCAGUAUCACCAUACAAAAACAUUUUGGUGAUAAAUUAUUUGAAAAUUACGUGCAAGUAUAUAACAGAAAAAAAAACAUAUUAUAUAUAUUUACAUGUCAGUAACUGUGGCUCGCAAAUAAAUAUCAAAGAAAUAAAUAUAAUUUGUAAAAAAGCUAUUGUUCAAAAGAUAAAUUACUAUUGAAAGUUACUUUUUUUAACCGGUAGCCUCGAAUCUUUUUAAUUGGAUAGUUUCAAUGUUCUAAAUAACAUUGACUUUAAUAUUACUUCACUCAAGACACUGAAACUGACCUUCUACUACAAUAAUUAAAUAGUUUACAAUACUGUUAGAAUAAAUAAUU